Humulus lupulus (European hop) is the source of this 1774-nucleotide messenger RNA. RefSeq lists its product as uncharacterized. The transcript has 11 exons. Gene Ontology annotation, cellular component: membrane. The coding region runs from base 490 to 1557 and encodes 355 amino acids. The record is from RefSeq and is a predicted model, not a curated record. Gene Ontology annotation, molecular function: transmembrane transporter activity. Lineage: Eukaryota; Viridiplantae; Streptophyta; Magnoliopsida; Rosales; Cannabaceae. Gene Ontology annotation, biological process: transmembrane transport.
UGCAUCACAAUCUUGCUCACUUAAACUCAACUGUUUUUUUAUUAAUUUGAAAAAAUAUAUUCAUGACAUUUUGUUCUUUUUCUUUAAAAUAUUUUCUCCUUUUUGGUUUUGAAUGAUUGAGAACAGGGGAAGAAAAAAAGAAAGCUGUAACGUCAAAUUCAAUUAAGUUCUCCAACAUUGAACGGCCGUAAACACUCUCAUUGUGGAAUUUUUGGAAACUCUCCUCUACCGUUGGUUCAUUGUCCUUCGUGGUUUUUCACAGAUAAACCUCUGUUACUCAACUCGCUUUCAUUCCAUCGAAAAUUCGUACGUUUUAUUCAUAUAUUUAACCAAUAUUCGUCACUUCAAGACGUUCCAAGUACUCAAUAAUGGAGUCCCUGUAAAAGGGUCUUUGAGAUUUUUUGUUCUUAGGUUAUUUAAGGCCUUUCUUUUUGUGGGUCAUUUUGGUCUUGCCUUUUGCGUGGAGGGUUUUAACCAUCAGAAGAAAAAAUGAUGACCUCCAAAGAGUUUUGGACUAAGAAGACAUUGAUAGGCCUUGGGUUGGGGCAGUUUCUCUCACUUUUGAUCACUUCCACUGGCUUCUCAUCUUCUGAACUCUCCAAAAAAGGAAUUGAUGCACCAACUUCGCAGUCAUUUCUGAACUAUGUGUUCUUGGCUAUUGUAUACGGAAGUAUUAUGCUUAAUCGAAAGCAACCACUUAAGUCAAAAUGGUAUUAUUAUGUACUUCUUGGAUUGGUUGACGUUGAGGCCAAUUUUCUAGUGGUUAAGGCCUAUCAGUAUACUUCUAUUACAAGUGUAAUGUUGCUUGAUUGUUGGUCCAUCCCAUCUGUAAUGCUUCUCACAUGGGUUUUCUUGAAAACAAAAUAUAGAUACAGAAAGAUAACCGGUGUGGCUGUCUGUAUUGCUGGCCUUAUUACUGUUGUAUUUUCAGAUGUACAUGCAGGUGAUAGAGCAGGUGGAAGCAACCCACGUAAAGGGGAUGUGCUUGUUGUAGCUGGUGCCACACUCUAUGCUGUCAGUAAUGUCAGUGAGGAGUUUCUCGUAAAGACUGCUGACAGAAUUGAGCUCAUGUCAAUGCUGGGCCUCUUUGGUGCCAUUAUCAGUGCUAUACAAGUAAGCAUCUUAGAGCGGGAUAAUCUCAAAUCUAUUCAUUGGUCGGCUGGGGCAGCUCUUCCUUUUGUUGGAUUCUCAGUGGCUAUGUUUCUCUUUUACUCGUUAGUUCCAAUCUUGCUUAAGACAAAUGGGUCUACAAUGCUAAACCUGUCUUUGCUUACGUCAGAUAUGUGGGCUGUCAUAAUUCGCAUCUUUGCUUACCAUGAGAAGGUCGAUUGGAUGUACUUCUUGGCAUUUGCUGCUGUUUCUGUUGGGCUUGUUAUCUACUCAGGGGGUGACAAAGAAGAGGAUCACCGUGCUGAUGUUGCAGAUGAGGAAGCAGGUUCUGGAAGCCACAACUAUGGAACGACGGAAGGGAGCCUGAAAACAGGUGAGACUUCUAGUAGCUUUCUAGAGAGCGAAGUCGUAGAGAACAAAGGAAAAGAUGCACAAUGGAAGCUAUAAAAUGUGCUUCAAUUUUUAGCUAGAGUAGCAGGACAACAAACAGGUGCAAUGCCAUGCUUACAGAACACCAAUUGCUGCAUCAUGGUUAGAACUUUGAACAUGAAUUUCAAGUAAUUCAUUUUUUUUUCGUUGUAUUUAUUGUUAACUCAGUUAUCUCCUAUCAAAUUACAAUCUAUUUAAAGGAAUGUGCUUAGGGCUGAGAAAUAUUUUCAGCAUU